Molecule: messenger RNA, 2621 nt
Organism: Mya arenaria
Lineage: Eukaryota; Metazoa; Mollusca; Bivalvia; Myida; Myidae
Product: baculoviral IAP repeat-containing protein 7-A-like
Exons: 7
Coding region: 477-1385 (302 amino acids)
Biological process (GO): regulation of cell cycle; negative regulation of apoptotic process; positive regulation of protein ubiquitination
Cellular component (GO): nucleus; cytoplasm
Molecular function (GO): ubiquitin protein ligase activity; cysteine-type endopeptidase inhibitor activity involved in apoptotic process
Source: RefSeq, a predicted model, not a curated record
UUUUUUUAUUCCUGGAUCUAUUCCGACCACAUAGAUUUCGACCAAUCUCCCUGGUCCUGGGGUGGUCGAGCAAAACAUCGAUAGAGGCAGUAAAAUAGAAAUAUUGAAAUAUGCACAAUAUUCAGUCGAAACUUAUUGCGCAAUAACUGUGUAAGCUUAUAGAUCAUAUCUAAAAUUAGCUUUAGGAUCCCAAUCAUUACCUCUUUUUAUAAAUAGCAUGUUUACAAAUAACACUAGUAAACAUGCUUAUUUAUAGCUAUGUUGCAAAAACUAGUGAAAUACGCAAAACUUUAUAACAUAGUAUCCCUUACUUUAACUUCAAACGUAUUAUUGGAAGCUGGAUAGUCAGUCGCAAGGAUUUAAAAUCUUAAUUCAAUUCAUUUGCGGCAGAUAAACUCAAUUCUGUAGGCCUUCCAAUGACUAAGAGAAGAGUGGCAAAUUUGGAAACAGUAUCCUUUGAUGUCCCAUGAUCAGUCAUGGCCACUCCAAGCAAACAGAAGCACGACACUGCCAAACCGACACCUGCUUCACUUGGAAUCAGCACCAUGAAACCAAAGUUUCAGCAAUAUGCACUUCCUUCUAAAAGACACGAGUCAUUUACAGAGGCCUCGGUGCCGUGGCCUAAAACUUCACCCGUCAAAGUUGAGGACUUGGUGGCCGCCGGACUUGUAUAUACAGGUGUAGGAGACAGUGUACGCUGCUACCACUGCGGCGGUGGUCUCCGGAACUGGGAGACAGGAGACGACCCGAUGGAGCAGCAUGCAAAAUGGUACCCGACCUGCCAACAUGUCCUCAUAACCAAGGGGAAAACCUACAUACAUUGUGUUGAGGCUGGCGAAAACCCCGAACACUUGUCAGAACAAAGACCUAAGGUGAAACAAUCAUCGCCGGACGACUUGGCAUUUCAACAACAACAAGAAGCGAUGCAAGCCGCUGCUGAGUUUGGAUAUUCCGAUGAGAGCAUUAGAAUUGCAGCGGGUUUAUUUCGGGAACGAAAAGGAGCCUCCUCCAAGUUUAAAGGCUCUGAUUUGGUUUCAAUUUUGAUGGAGAUGGAAGACGACCCUGACCUUGCUUUGAAUGCCGAUGUUCUUGAUUCACGUUCACCAGCUACGCCUUUAGACCAAACAGAAAGCGCAGAUGACGAUCUUCAAAGUCUCGUUUUUGAGAACGAAAGACUUAAAGCAUCAUUCAACUGUAAAAUAUGCCUGGACAAUCGCGCGGACGUUAUCUUUCUCCCAUGUGGACACAUUGUGAGCUGCCCCCAGUGUGCCCCCGCCCUAGAUCUGUGUCCAGUCUGCCGCAAGUCCAUUAUGGGCCUCGUCAAGGCACAAUUUGCAAACACAAGAAUUGAUGUUGAAAAUGACUAUGGUGAAUGUGAUGCAUAAUAAGCACUGAAGAUAAAGUGAUUCUUCUGGUGACAAACUAUUUUUGCUAAGUACAAGUUUUGUACUCAUUAGCACAGCAUUAUGAUUGUAUGCUUCUCCUUUAAAACUUGACAUUUCAUGUUGUAACCUACAGCGUGUAACAAUUUUAAAGCAAACGUAUACAUGUUCUUAGCCACGCCGUCCCAAGCCAUAUGACCGUAAAUGCAGAUUAUUAUAGCAAGGUACUCCGCCGGGACCUUGUGCACGUAUUGCAGAAAAAGAGACCGGGGAUUCCCCUCGAGAAUUUCAUUUUGCAUAUGGACAAUGCAUCGUCCCAUACUGCACAGACGACGCGUUUAGAGAUCGGGGUCCUCGGAUUCGAGAAAAUUUCGCACCCACCAUAUUCCCCAGAUUUGGCACCUUUUGAUUUUUCCAUCUUCCCGGCAAUUAAAACACAAACGGAAAUCGUUUCGAUUCGCUAACAGAUCUACGCACGGCAACAUCACAAAUUAUCAAACAAUAUGACUCUGAGUGGUAUAGGGAAAUAUUCCGACGCCAAUGGAUUUAUCGCCACCAACGGUGCAUCCAGUGUGACGGCGAUUAUUUUGAAAAAAACUAGGAUGACGUCGAUUACGCUGUUAACGUCAUUCCAAUGCAUCCGGCGUGCGCCGGGUCUGCGUUAGUGACCUUGUUCAGAGCCCUGUAACUUUUGCAACAUACGUACUAUUUUCAUGAAAUUGUCAGUGUUUGUAGUGGAUACUAUCCGCGUCUUGUUAAUGUAUAUUUUGAUGCAUAAAUAAUCAAAUAUUAAACCAUAUUGGUUAUGUGAGAACAAUCCUGUUUAUAUUGGAUCAUCCCUCGUAUGAUACGUGCCACAGUACAAUUGAGGGUUAGAUGAUGUUAAAACAUUAUGAAAACACAUCAUUGUUUGACAACAAUACCUCACCUAUUUAUGUUAUAAUCACAGCAAGCAAAAUAAGAGAAAAUAUUACGACGAUGUAUGCGGUAUGUAUUAAUAUACUGAUUACCUCACUCCGAAGAUGUAUGUUAUAUGAGUAAAUAUACUUAUUACCUCGUUCCAACGAUGUAUUUGAUAUGUGUAAAUAAAAUUUGUUCCUCAUUCCGACGAUGUAUGUGAUACGUGCAAAAUUAAUUGCUACAACUAUUUAAAGUUGUAUUUACAUUAUCUACGUAUUCUUUGAAGGAACGUUUAACUUUCUAUGAAAAAAGUAUUCAUGCCUUGUCAAUAUUGUAAAU